Messenger RNA from Naegleria fowleri, 1122 nucleotides. RefSeq lists its product as uncharacterized. Lineage: Eukaryota; Heterolobosea; Eutetramitea; Acrasida; Naegleriidae. The transcript is spliced from 4 exons. The coding region runs from base 1 to 1122 and encodes 373 amino acids. The record is from RefSeq and is a predicted model, not a curated record. Gene Ontology annotation, molecular function: hydrolase activity.
AUGUCCAUCCUUCUCUCGUGUUUGAAAUUCACGACAACCACAGCGAUCUUUCUGAUUGCUGCAUUUCUGGGUGUGGUCUUGUUUUAUCCAUUUCCAAAGCUUGAUCAGAUAUCCAAAGAAUGGCCAUUGAAGACGAUUGAAGAAUAUGAAAAGAAAAUGGCUCCGAUGAUGGCUUCGCAUGGAGUCCACUUGUCCUUCUUUCCCAAGAAAGCCUCAUGGAGAAAGAUCAAAUUGUCCAAUGGAAUGGAAAUGAACAUGUUAGAAGGUGGAAAGAGAGAAGGAGAUGCCAAUCAAAAGUUACUGAUUUUUAUGCAUGGCUAUCCUGAGACUGCUUUACUAUGUUGGGGACGAUAUUUAGAUCACUUUAUUGAAAAAGGAUAUUGGGUCAUUGCUCCAGAUAUGAGAGGCUUCAAUGAAAGCUCUAAACCUCUUCCAGAAAAUGUGGACAUGCAACAAGUGAUGAAUUUUCCCAAAUCAUUCUCAUAUGGUGCCAUUAAAAAGUACUUGUCUGAUUUACAUCGAACUGCCUAUCUUUAUACAGACAAGUAUUAUGCAGAGGAUUAUUACUUGUUGGUGACAGAAUAUGCAAAGAGAGAUAAGGCCAUUUUCAUCACUCACGAUUGGGGUAGUGGAGCUGCUUCGUAUGUCAGGCGUGAACAUCCAGAGAUUUUCGAGAGAUUGGUUAUGGGUGUUGGAAACUUUUUAAACACUCAAUUCAUUAAGAAUCGACCACUCGACUUUGUGAAACAAUUAUUGAAGUCAUGGUACAUCUUUUUCUUCCAAGUAUUGGGCGUGUCUGAUGUUGCCGUCUCGAGAGAUGAUUUUUCCUUCUUACUCUUCUUUACAGGAUUUGAUGAAUUGGGACGUCAGGGACGAAUGUCAGUCGAAGAAUUGAAUUUAUGGGCCAAUCAUUGGAGAAAGAACUUUGUCACAGCGACCUCCAUCUACAGAGGUGCCUUUAGAAACUCCAAACCACCUCAAAAGCUUGAGAACAAAUCAGUUCCAAUUCCCAUUCUUUAUAUUCAUGGUGAAAAUGAUCGAUACAUCACAAGUGCACCCAUGUACUUUUUUUGUGGAGAAUAUUCUUACAGAAGAGGCAAAGAAGAAAUCGAGUGUGUAUGA